AUGACAACGGCGGUAUGGACGACAACGGCAGAGAUCAUUUUGCAGUACACGGGGUUAUGGUCGACAACGUUCUUCACCAUCGUAGCGUUGAUGGUUGUGACUUACAAAGUUGUUUGUGGCAUGUUCUUCUCUAGUGAUGACUUUGUUCCUAUCAAAAGACAGUCUCUCAACCUUGGUGACAUGACGAAAGAGGAACUUAGAGCUUAUAAUGGCUCUGACUCAGAAAAACCAUUUUUGAUGGCUAUCAAAGGAAAGAUCUACACUGUAUCUACCUCCAAGAUGUUCUAUGGUCCUGGUGGUUCAUAUGCAAUGUUUGUUAGAAGAGAUGCAAGCUGA
Molecule: messenger RNA, 336 nt
Organism: Capsicum annuum
Lineage: Eukaryota; Viridiplantae; Streptophyta; Magnoliopsida; Solanales; Solanaceae
Product: membrane steroid-binding protein 2-like
Exons: 1
Coding region: 1-336 (111 amino acids)
Cellular component (GO): endomembrane system; membrane
Source: RefSeq, a predicted model, not a curated record